AUGUUUGUUUUUACCGUUGGUUGGCUGGCAAAGGCUGACGAAAGGUCUAUUACGUUUCCUGUUUCAGGGACACUUUCGAUCAGCUGGGCUGUUUUAAAUCAAAAUCAUCGGAGUGUGGAGAUCAUUCAAGUUCCGCUGGAUGUCCUCCUGUCGUUACCGAUGUUUCUUCGGUUUUAUUUGUUUUGCCGGAUGAUGGCGUUGCACAGUCGUCAAUUCAAAGACGCCGCCACUCGCAGCAUUGCCGCUCUGAACCAUAUCAGCGUAAACUUUGCCUUCGUUCUCAAGACUUUAAUGCACGAAAAUCCGCUCUGGGUCUUGGUCGUGUUUACAAUCAGUUUUUGGAUAGUCAUGGCUUGGAUUCUCAGUCAGUGCGAAAGGUACAACACUCGUCCGGACUCUAUAAAUUAUCCCAAUUCGAUAUGGUUCAUUAUUAUAACUUUCAUGUCCAUUGGUUACGGUGAUGUGACGCCCCAUACAUAUUGUGGCAGGGCGUUGGCGAUUAGUACCGGAAUUGUGGGUGCCGGUGUCUCAUCGGCUCUGAUAGCUGUGAUAAGCCGAAAACUCGAGCUUAGUCGGUCUGAAAAACAUGUGAAUAAUUUCAUGGCGGAUUCGAAACUUACUCGAGAGCGGAAGCAUGCUGCUGCAGCCGUGCUACAACACACGUGGUUUAUCCACAAGUACCGUUGCUUGCGUCUGCCGCGAGAUGAGUUCAAAUUGCGCUACCAUCAGAAACGUUUCUUGGCGUCGAUAAACGAAUUUCAACGCAUCAAGUGGGAACAACGAAAGGUCGCGGAAGAAAGCAAUGCACUGGUAGAUGUGGCAAAGCUACAGAAUGACAUGCACGAACUUUUGUUCGACAUGCAGCGCAGGCAGGAGUAUCUCGUAUCACGAGUAGAAAUGUUGGUGCAGAAGGUGCACAUGAUCGAGGAUACCAUGCUUCAACACCCGAAGCUCAAUACUCAGGAACCAAUUUCCUGUCUGUGA
Soboliphyme baturini is the source of this 984-nucleotide messenger RNA. Lineage: Eukaryota; Metazoa; Nematoda; Enoplea; Dioctophymatida; Soboliphymatidae. The record is from the annotation of a GenBank genome assembly.